This is a messenger RNA of Oldenlandia corymbosa var. corymbosa, 750 nucleotides long. Lineage: Eukaryota; Viridiplantae; Streptophyta; Magnoliopsida; Gentianales; Rubiaceae. The record is from the annotation of a GenBank genome assembly.
AUGCAGGUGGAUUAUCCUUACUUGGGAAAGCUCUGUUCUUUGGUGAUCCCUUGCGCAUUAACGGCUCUAGACCACUGGUCCCCUGAAGUCAAGGGGCAGGGAAUGGUCAGCUUUAUUCAUCUUGCAAGAAAUGUCAAUGCCGCAGAAAUCAGUUGGUAUGAAGACGUAAUUCUUGAUGCUUGCUGCCAAAAUGUUGCUUCAAGUGAAGAGAUAUGGAAUCAUGUGGUUGAGAUGUCAGUACUUCUUGUGACUUUCACCCAACGAAGUAAUCCUCGUAGCUCAUGGUAUGAGAAGCUGCUCAACGAGAUGCUAAAUCACUUGGAAAGACAACCGCGGAAUAAGGAGCGUCGAGUUGUAUGGCUUAAAUACAUUGAACCAUUUUUAAAUGGCAUGGGUCUCAUAUUAGUAGCUCAUUUUAGACGUAUAUUUCCUCUCUUCUUCCGGUGGAUGCAUGCCGAUGAUGAUGAAACGGUGAUACUUGUUCUUGAAAGAAUCCAGACAAUUUUGAAGCUCACGUGGAUUAGGCAAUCCACAUACAUUGAGAGGUUGGUGGAUGAGCUAGUGAUCUUGUACAAAGAGUCUGCACUGAAAGUUUCUCGUGAAGAUAUCAGAGCAUUAUGCCUUAAUAUACUAACUUUAAUCCAGCAAUCCAAGGGUUCACAGUUUGAAGCGGUAUGGAAGAAGCAUAGCGAGGAUCCUGACGUGACUGAAUUUCGUGAACUGUUUUCCAGAAAGGUUACGGUAUCAUAG